Messenger RNA from Epinephelus fuscoguttatus (brown-marbled grouper), 1858 nucleotides. It is a transcript of the gene npb, whose product is annotated as neuropeptide B. Gene Ontology annotation, molecular function: G protein-coupled receptor binding. The transcript is spliced from 2 exons. The record is from RefSeq and is a predicted model, not a curated record. Gene Ontology annotation, biological process: feeding behavior; G protein-coupled receptor signaling pathway. Lineage: Eukaryota; Metazoa; Chordata; Actinopteri; Perciformes; Serranidae. Bases 1030 to 1422 code for a protein of 130 amino acids.
AAGUGGUUCUAGAGAUGAGUUGGGAGGGAAUGCCACCUAGAUUAAGAUUUCCAAUAUGUUAUAUCCAUUGUCUAGGAAAGUUCAAUCUAUUUGUGAACAUGAGCUACUCUCUCUCAAAGCCAGAAACCACAGUAAAUCUCAGACUUGUGAUGCCAUCAGGUAUCGUCUGGAGCUGCUCCGUAAGCAGUGAAUGGGAGGCUGAUUUUGUGGACCAACAGAAUGUUUGUUUUCUUUUUAUAUAUAUCCAAAUUAGCUUUAUACUUGUGUUGUGUCUCAGUUCUGACACAGAAAAUGUUCCCAUAUACCCAGAACAUUCCUGUGUGCUCUUAGUGUCAUCUAGAACAUCUCCCUAAUUCACUGCCUAUGGAGCAGCACCAGACUCUAUACUUGAUGACACCACAAAUUUGGGUUUUAGCUCCCUAGUUUAUGGAUUUUAGAGAGAGUUGCUUAUAUUUACUAAUAUUUUUUGACUGUCAGAAGCAGGAAUAGCAUCUAAAUAUUGAAAGUGGGCAUCGUUUCCCUUUAAGUUUAUGAGAUGUAUUGAUGCUUGUAGACAUCCAGGCAAUUUUAACCUAACAAUUAGUUAGUCUCAUUAGUGAGACAUAAAACCCCCCUCAUCAUUAAUUUAAAAGUUAAGUGGACAUCUUUCAGUUUUGACCACUUACGUCAUUACGACUUCUACAAGCGUCAGAGAUGGACUGACGUCCCUAUACAUCUUCAACCCCCUCAUACUCUAUACCACACACACACACACACACACACACACACACACACCAAACCAUCAAAAAGCUGAUCAAUUCGGAUUGGUCUUUUUUUCCUUCUCCUGCAUUAAGACGGAUCAUCAUCCGCCCACCUCAACUCUGAUUUGACGAACGUCCUGGGUCACGAUAACGUCGCCCAGUCAGCCUAUAUAAGCAACAGAAAGUUUUCCAAACACCCAGCAAAAUCUCAAGUCAACCUCUGAUCAACAACAGACGAGAAAAAGCGCCGUCGUCCUUUUGCGUAAAAAGUGCCAAGACGUUUGCAGACAUGGAGAGGUCAGUCAGGUUUGCCGUGGUGUGCGUCGGUGUGUCUCUGCUCAUCUCCUGCCAUCCAGUCGAAGCUUGGUACAAGCAGUCGACCGGGCCCAGUUACUACUCGGUGGGUCGUGCCUCCGGUUUGCUGUCCGGUAUCAGGAGGUCGCCUUACGUCCGGAGGUCCGAGUCUGAGGAGACGCUGAUGGAGAGCGGGGAGACGGCAGGUAACAACGUGAUUCCAGAGACUAACAGGCAGAUCUCCAUACUGAAAAGCAUGGCCAUCUGCGUAAAGGACAUCUCUCCAAACCUGAAGAGCUGCGAGCUGCUGCGGGACGGGACGGGCACCUUCCAGUGCAAGGCGGACGUCUUCCUCACCCUGGACUCCCUGGACUGCCUGUCCGCGUGAGUCCCGGCCGGACCGGCGGAGACGGUCCUGGUCCUCCGCCGAGCCCCGGGUGCGCUUCUCUGGAAACGAAAUAUGAAGGAAAGGAAUGGGGGGUGGAUGAGUGUGUGUGGGGUGACGGCGCAGAGGAAAACCUGAUCACUGUCGAUGAUGGACCGCUGCAGACUCUGAAUGUCCUCUUAUUAAACAAAAACUCAUUGUUCAGUUUUGCUUUGGUUGUGUAGACAGGAGUAUAAAAGAGAAAAAAAAAACAGUGCGAGAGAUGUUAGUUGAAACCACAUUCUUUCCAGAUGACUUCCUGUCUUUACUGUUGAACCCCUGACAUGUACCCUUCGUUGCCAAAAUGUAUUAAAUGUCCAGACAAUUGACUGCAGAGCAGAUUUCCUGGAAAUUACUUUUAUUUAUUUUAUCUAUUAAAAUGAACAAACACUGGUAACCU